This is a messenger RNA of Adineta steineri, 4982 nucleotides long. Lineage: Eukaryota; Metazoa; Rotifera; Eurotatoria; Adinetida; Adinetidae. The record is from the annotation of a GenBank genome assembly.
AUGGCUACUAGUGAAUCUUUGAAUCAAAGACAACAGAAUCCUCUUCCGAACGACGUUUCAGACAAUAAAGAAGAUAUCCAAUUAAUUUGGCUUGAUGGAAAUAUGAAUGAUUCAGAUGAUUAUCUUCUCACUCAAACAAUGUUAACUGAACUCAAUCCAGCUGUUCAGUUUUAUUCUCAUUUUGAUCGAUGUCUCGAUUUUAUCAAGUCAAUCAAAAAUGAACAAAUCUUUCUUAUUGUUUCAGGUGCUUUUGCUCAACGGAUACUUUUACAAAGUCAUCAUUGUCGAUCUUUGGUUGCUAUAUUUAUCUUUUGUUCAAACCAUCAACGUUAUAAACCAUUAAUGGAAGAAUAUAAUAAAAUUAUUGGAAUAUUUACUGAUCAAGAUGAUUUAUUAGAAUCCAUACGGGAAAAAAUGAAUCUAGUUGAAAAACAAACAUUAACAUUUAGUCUUUUUGAUCAAAAACAAAAAUCAAUGAAAGAUUUAUCACAAGAAUCAGCAUCAAUUCUAUUACAUCAAAUGUUAAUUUAUGUUCUAAAACAAAUGUCACAAGAUGAACAAUCGAAACAACAAAUGCUCGAUAUGUGUCGUGAUUAUUAUAAAAAUAAUAAAGAAGAACUAAAGAAGAUUGAAGAAUUUCAAAAUACUUAUACUUGUAACAAAGCAAUUGAAUGGUAUACACAUGAUUGUUUUCUUUAUAAACUAUUAAAUAAAGCACUUCGAACUGAAGAUAUUGACUUACUCUUUACUUUUCGAUUCUUUAUUAUUGAUUUAUGUUCAGCUAUUGAACAAGAAAAUCAACUUUUAAAAAAUAGAGGAACAUUAACUUUGUAUCGUGGAACACAAAUUCCAAGAGAAGAAUUUGAAAAAAUAAAACAAAAUAUCGGUAAAACUAUUUCAACAAAUGGGUUCUUAUCAACAUCUAGGAAUAUCGAUGUAUCACUUGUAUUUAUUCCUAUCAAUUCUCAAUCAAAUGAUUUUACAUCGGUCCUAUUUGAAAUUAAAGCAGAUCCAUUAUUGAAAACAGUAAUUUUUGCUGAUAUUGAAAAUAAAAGUCGAAUACAAGACGAAGAAGAAGUUCUAUUUAAUAUCAAUUCACUCUUUAAGAUUGUUUCUGUAUGGUUUGAUCCUGAAUUUUAUAUAUGGAAAGUAGAAUUAAAUGCAACUGAAGAAGGUGCAGAAAAAGUUGAAGAAUAUCUAUUAUUAUCGAAACAACAGAUGGAAGAAUUGUCACCGCUUAUUUAUUUUGGUAGACUUCUCAUGAAGGAAUUAGGUCAAGUAGAUCGUGCAGGAAAAUAUUUUAAUAUGCUAUUGAAAUCACUUCCACAUGAUCAUCCUGAUAUUGCAGCUGUUUAUAAUAAUAUUGGUGUAGUACAUAAGAGGAGAAAUGAAUUGAAUUUGGCAUUGAAAAACUAUGAGAUAGCUUAUGAGAUGCGUCAAAAACAACUACCUUCAAAUCAUCCUCAUAUUGCUGGUUCACUCAACAAUAUUGGUCUUAUUUAUAAAGAAAAAGGUGAUUUUAAUACAGCACUCGAUUAUUUUCAACAAGCUUUGAGAGUUUACGACAACUUAUAUCCUGGUAAUAAUCUACAAAAAGCAGGUACAAUUAAAAAUAUUGGGAUAGUAUACAAGGAUAAAGAAGAUUUCGAUACGGCUCUUACUUAUUUCUUUCAUGCUCUGGAGAUGUAUAAACGUGUUCUCCCUCAUCAACACUCUGAGAUAGCACGAUGUCUCGGUUCAAUAGGAUCUACUUAUGAGAAGAAAGAUAAUUUUGAUAUUGCUCUGGAUUAUUAUCAACAACGAUUAAAUAUGGACGAACACUGUUUACCUUUCGACCAUUCAGAUCUUUCAUUUGAUCUCGAUUUGAUCAUUAAUACUUAUAAAAAGAUGAAUGAGAUUGACAAAGCCUUAGAUUUGUGUCAACAAAAGCGUCUUAAUCAAAAAACUAGAUUGGGUGAAAAUCAUCCUCGUAUUGCUCGAACAUUAAUGAACAUGGCUAAUUUAAUUGAGGACGACAAUUCAAACGAAGCAUUAAAAUACUAUAAACAAGCUCUAUUUGUAUUGGACAAUUGCACACCAUUGGAUCAUCAAGUCACUUCUCAAUGUUUGAUAUCAAUGUCUUGUUUAUAUUCCAAAUCAUCACCAACAAAUUUAGCUAAUGGUACAUCAUUAUUCUUAUCAGUUGAACCCAGUGUCUCCUACAAUCUGCCAACAUUCAGUCCAUGUGCACUAUGGGAUACUGCUGGUACUGUUUUCGCAGAUCAAAAUACAAUUGGAUAUAAUUUUGUCGGUAUAUUUGUUGAUAUCACUAAUAUUGUUUACUUCGCAGAUACAUCCAAUGAUCGUGUUCUUGUAUGGUCAGGAAGCAGUGGAACUCUAAUAGAAACUAUUUCUGGUAAUUUAUACCAACCGAUGAGUCUCUUUGUAACAAUGAAUGGUGAUAUAUAUGUCGAUAAUGGAAACCUAUAUAAGGAAGUAGAUAUAUUGACCUUGAAUGCAACAAAUGGAACCAAAGCGAUGUCGGUAUCUAAUGCUUGUUUUGGAGUUUUUGUCGAUUUGAAUAAUACUCUGUACUGUUCAGUUCGAUACCAGCAUCAAGUUAUUAAGAAAUCCCUGAAUGUUUCUGGAUAUUCAUAUAACAUCACAGCAGGAACUGGCCGUAGUGGAAAAGGACUGAAUCAACUAGAUGAACCUCAAGGUAUAUUUGUCGACCUCAACUUCAAUUUAUACGUAGCAGAUUCAGAUAACAACAGGAUCCAAAAAUUUGCACCAGGAUCCACUAUUGGAACAACUGUAUCAACGGGAUUGAUUACACUUACUACUCCGACCGAUGUUGUUCUUGAUGCAAAUGGUUAUCUAUUUAUUGUAGAUUCGCAGGGAAAUCGCAUUAUUGGAUCAGGAUCAGAUGGAUAUCGAUGUAUCCUUGGAUGUCCUGAUUCAAAUGGAAGUAUAUUGUAUCAGUUUAACAGGCCACAAAGUCUUAGUUUUGAUAGUUAUGGAAAUAUAUAUGUAACUGAUAGAGACAAUGCCCAAAUUCAAAAAUUUCAACUCGCAAGCAAUUAUUGUGAUUCUACUUCAACGGAAAGUAUUACAACUACGGCAAUUACGACAACUUUGAAUGUAGAAGAAACAACAAGUAUAGAAUUAACUUUAUCAUCGACAAUAAUCACAUCAGAUGCAACAAGUAUAGAUUCAACUGAAUUCAUAUUAAAUGAUGAUACGACAUCAACAACAACACCAACUACAACAACAAUAUCAACAACAACAAUACCAACUACACCAACAACACCAACAACAACACCACCAACGACAACCAUACCAACGACAACAACAAUACCAACAAUACCAUCAACAACAACACCACCAACAACACCAUCAACAACAACCAUACCAACGACAACAACAAUACCAACAACACCAAUAACAACAACCAUAACAACGACAACAACAAUACCAACAACAACGACAACAAUACCAACAAUCAAUGACGAAACUUCAACACAAAUGAUUAUCAAUCCAAUUUUAUCAACUAUAGCGACAAAAAUAACAGAUAAAAUAGAUUUAGUUCCUAUUGAAACAACGGAAACUGAUGAUACAACAAUAAGUGAAAUACGUUCAACUUUAAAAAUAACGACAAAUUCAAUUCUCACAUCCGUCAUGGAAACAGAUAUUGAUACAGUUGCUACUUCAACAACUGACAAUGACUAUACAACAAUUAUCGAAACUACAUCAAAUUCAGAAAUAAUAACAAGUACUGAACCAAUUCUCUCAACAAUGAUCGACGUACAAACAAAUGUAGAUUCCACUCAAUCAACACAGAUGGAUGAUACAACAAUUUUAACUUCAGAAAUGAUAACAAAUAUCGAUUCGACUCUUUCAUCAACAAUAAAUCAAAUUAUUGAAGAUUCUACUCAAUUAAUACAAAAUAAUGAGAUGACAUCCAUCGAAUCUACUAUUAAUCAAGAAACGUUAAUAUACUCAACAUUUUUAUCUGAAAUAACAAGUACAACACAUGAAAUAAACAUCGACUCUACUCAACCAAUCACAACUGAAGACACAUUAACUUCGACUAUAGAUAUAACAACGACCGAUAUUUCAAUCGAUUCAUCCAUGAUGAUACUAACAACAGAUCAGAUGAGUACAGAUUCUUUACAAUCUACCGUUGAGAAUAAUAAUACCACCAUUGAUACUCUACAAAUGAUUUCAAGUACUGAUUUAAUUGACACAUCAACAAUGUCUUUACCAUCAGAUGAAGUUUCUACUUCUAUACAAAACAAUGAUCCAAUUACUUCAACUAUACCAGAAACGACAAUCCUUAGUUCAAUUCUUUCAUCAACAAUAACAACUGAACAAAUAGAUAAUGAUUCUACACAAACGACAUACAUGAGUACAACAACUUCUGAAGAAACAAUUAUCGAUUCAACUUUUUCAUCAACUAUUAUCAUGUCAACAGAUACAACAAAUGCUGAUUCAACUGAAACAACAACAAAUGAAUCUACAACAAUGAUCGAAACAUCUCCUAUACCAGAUACGACGACAACGACAAGCACUAAUUCAAUUGUUACCUCAACAUUGAUAGACACGCAAUAUCAUACAGAUUCAACACAAGACUCUAGUACAACAACUACACCUUUACAAAUAAUGACAAGUACUGAAGAUUCAAUGCUUUUAUCAACAACACCGAAUGUAUCAAUAUAUCAAACAAAUACAAGUACUAUACAAUCAACACAAAAUUCAACUAUACCAUCAGUUAUAACAACAAACACAACAACAGCAACAUUAUCAUCAGUGACAACACCGACCACAGCAACAUCAUCAGCAUCAUCAACAACAAGCACAACAACAACCACAACAACAGAUACACCAUCAUCAUCUUCAUCAACAACGACCACAACAACAGAAACAUCAUCAGCAUCUUCAUCAACAACAACAACAACCACAACAACAACAACCACAGCAACAACAACAACAACAACAACAAC